Mesitornis unicolor (brown roatelo) is the source of this 2472-nucleotide messenger RNA. RefSeq names its product isoleucine--tRNA ligase, cytoplasmic-like. Gene Ontology annotation, molecular function: tRNA binding; ATP binding; isoleucine-tRNA ligase activity. The transcript has 16 exons. Gene Ontology annotation, biological process: isoleucyl-tRNA aminoacylation. The record is from RefSeq and is a predicted model, not a curated record. Lineage: Eukaryota; Metazoa; Chordata; Aves; Mesitornithiformes; Mesitornithidae. The annotation marks the transcript as partial.
GUUAUACCUGAUCAAUUCUCCUGUGGUAAGGGCAGAAAAUCUGAGAUUUAAGGAGGAAGGAGUAAGGGAUAUACUGAAGGACGUCUUCCUGCCCUGGUACAACGCGUAUCGCUUUCUUGUGCAGAAUGUUCAGAUCCUGCAGCAUAAGGACGAGGGAAGAGAAUUCCUUUACAAUGAGAACACAGUUAAGGAGAGCAAUAACAUCAUGGAUAAAUGGAUUCUUUCUUUCACCCAGUCACUCAUUCAGUUCUUCAAAGCUGAAAUGGCAGCCUACAGGCUGUACACUGUAGUGCCUCGAUUAGUGAAGUUUGUUGAUAUCCUGACCAACUGGUACGUCAGAAUGAAUCGCAGAAGACUGAAGGGUGAGAACGGGACUGAAGACUGCAUUAUGGCCUUGGAAACCUUGUUCAGUGUUUUGUUCUCCAUGUGCAGACUUAUGGCACCGUAUACUCCAUUUAUCACUGAGCUGAUGUACCAGAAUCUGAAGACACUUAUUGAUCCGGCAUCGGUUCAGGAAAAGAACACUGAAAGCAUCCACUACCUCAUGCUUCCCCAAGUCAGGGAGGAUCUCAUCAACAAAAAAAUUGAAAGUGCCAUUUCUUGUUUGCAGUCUGUGAUUGAGCUUGGACGAGUAAUCAGAGACAGAAAAACCAUUCCAGUAAAGUAUCCUUUGAAGGAAGUAGUCGUCAUCCAUCAGGAUCCAGAGGCUCUGGAAAACAUCAGAUCUUUAGAGAAGUACAUCCUCGAGGAACUGAAUGUCCGUCAAGUGACGCUAUCCACUAAUAAAGAUAAAUACGGAGUCCGGCUGAGAGCAGAACCAGACCACAUGGUGCUUGGGAAGCGUUUGAAAGGUGCCUUUAAGCCCGUUAUGGCUGCAAUCAAAGAGCUGAAGAGUGAGCAGCUGGAGAAAUUCCAGGAGACAGGCACCAUUGUGGUGGAAGGACACGAACUCCACGGGGAAGAUCUGCGCCUCAUGUACACCUUUGAUCAGGUGGCAGGAGGAUCUGCCCAGUUUGAGGCACAUUCCGAUGCUCAGGUUUUAGUUCUGCUGGAUGUUACCCCAGACCAGUCCAUGGUGGAUGAAGGAGUUGCCCGGGAAGUGAUUAAUCGCAUCCAGAAGCUUCGCAAAAAGCGAAAUCUGGUUCCUACAGAUGAGAUCGUGGUGUACUACAGAUCACAUCCAGAAGGUGACUAUCUGGAUACGGUUAUUAAGGAACAUACGGAUUUCAUUUUUGCAACAAUAAAGGCUGCCCUGAAACCUUACCCAGUGCCUACCUCCAAAGAAGUUCUCAUCCAGGAAACAACUCAACUGAAGGGAUCAGAGCUAGAGAUUACUCUCGUCAGAGGUGGUUUGUGUCAGUGUGUCGGUCCAGCCUGUGCCUACGUGAACCUCAAAGUCUGUGUCAACGGGACAGAGCAAGAUGGUGUGCUGCUGCUGGAAAACCCAAAAGGAGAUAACACUUUGAACUUCGCUGGACUGGUAGAUGCUGUCUCCUGCAUUUUUGGUCUUAAAACUUCAAAACUGACAGUUUUUAAUGGAAAAACAGAACUGCUAAACAAAACUGACUUGCUUAGUCUCAGCGGAAAGACUCUACAUGUGACAACAGGGCCAGCACCUGCUCUGCUCAGCUCUCCUGAUGCUCUGCUCUGCCAGUAUAUCAACUUGCAGUUAAUGAAUGCAAAACCACAGGAAUGUCAGAAAGGAACAGUGGGAACUCUUCUCAUGGAGAACCCUGUCGGUCAGAAUGGAUUAACGUACCAAGGUCUUCUACGUGAAACAGCAAAAGUUUUUGGGCUCAGAAGCAGGAGGCUAAAAUUGUUCCUGGAUGAAGCACAAACUCAGGAGAUCACAAAGGACAUCUCCAUGAAGAACUUGAACACGAAGACUCUGUAUGUUUGUGUUAUACCCACCACAGCUGAAUGUUGAGAAUUCCAUUUUUAUGAAUAAGACCACGUAGACUUUUUUUCCCACCAAAAAAUGAAGUCAAAUUAAAUUAGUAUGCUUUUAGAUUAACAUCCAAGCUGUGUAUGGUACUUUUAACAUCUCAGAUUGCACACAGGAUGUUUUCUACCAGUGCAUGUCUAAUAUGCUGCUUUUUGGUUUCAAAUACAAUGUAUUUUCAUUAUGUUACCUUAUGAUGCUGUAAAAGCUGUUUAGAAAAAUGUCAGAACUCCUUAACCUUAGAUAUCUAUGCAGUAAUUUGCCUGAAAAAAAAAAUGGGACUAGUACCUCAGUGAAGUUGUUCUCUGCCUGUCCUUUACGCAGAGGGCAUCUUUGAUUUUCUAAACCAUGGGUUACCUGCAAGGCUCUAUGAUACAUGCAGACCGUGUUACAAUAGCUUUGAAACUUAUUUAAGGGUUUCCCAGAUGUGUUCAUUCAUGCUAGCUGGAUUUUCAUGAAGUGUGUGGCUGUUGAUUUAAAAUACUCCCUAAUUUCAACACUUGGAACAAUAAAUUUGCUUCAUCUCCAAA